GUCGUAACAUAACGGCAACGACAUAGUCAGUCUUCUGCGAACGUUCGGGUGUUUUGGUUGUUUUGUUUGUUCAUUGUCAGCCAAAUUUCAUGUUAUUCGUUCUCAACAUACAUCACACAUAGUUCAUCCCAAAAUUAAUUUUAUAUUUCAAUCCUACGCUUCGACGAUUCCUAUAACAAUACGAAGAGCACGUGGCUUAAUAAUGUGCGAAUAGUAAUCGGUUGGAAAUCAAAACCAUCGGGACUCGACCAAUCGAAAGGGAGGGAAGAAGGACAGAAUCAUUGGUGCUGUGUUAGACAUGCGAUUACAGACGUGAAUUGUGGUCAGAACGAACGCAGCGACACUCGUGGAAAGAAACCCCAAACGUAGUUUAUCGAACGAUGACCACUUCUGCCCACUGUUCUCCAUCCCGAUCGUCGUUAAGCUGCUGUCAGGUCGAACACAACAGCCGCGAUGACGUACACGGAGUGACAGUUGCCGCGAAAGACAGUUAUUUCGUAGAAGAUAAAUACUCUUUCCCCAGAAAGCCCGAGGUGGACCUCGCUUUUUAUGACGUCCGAUAUAGAGUAAAAGAAUGGACCUUUCGACAGUUAAGACCCAAAUCCAAAGAAAUUCUUCAUGGUAUCAGUGGGGAAUUCAAAGCUGGCGAACUAGUCGCCAUAAUGGGGCCUUCUGGGGCCGGGAAGUCGACUUUGUUGAACGUCUUAGCCGGCUAUACAGUGAAAGGCGUUCGGGGAAAGAUUCUAGUGAAUGGAAAAGUUAGGGUUCCGUACAGUGAGAGAUGGAAGAGAACAUCAUGCUACAUACAACAGGAAUCCCUAAUGAGAACAAGGAUCACCGUGGGAGAAGCCAUGACAUUAGCUGCACACUUAAAACUUGGCUACAGUAUAAAUUCAGCCUAUAAACACACUCAAGUUUUGGAACUCUUAGAAAUGUUAGGAUUAAGCCAUUGCUAUGACACCCUUUGUGGAAAGUUGUCCGGCGGACAGAAAAAGCGACUUGACGUCGCUCUGGAGCUUUUAAGUAAUCCUUCAGUAUUAUUCCUCGACGAACCAACAACCGGUUUGGAUUCGUCUUCGUGCAGCCAGUGCGUCGCGUUGUUGAAGCGUCUUGCUAAAAUAGAAAGGCGUACGAUAAUAUGCACGAUACACCAACCAAGUGCGUUGCUCUUAGAGAUGUUUGAUGCCAUUUACGCGGUUGCCGGUGGAUAUUGCAUAUAUAGGGGGUCGGUUAAAUCUCUGUUGCCUCAUAUGUCCUCGAUCGGUAUUGAUUGCCCGCCUUACCACAACCCAGCUGACUUUCUUUUAGAAGUAGCGAUCGGAGAUUACGGCGUUACUGUGGACAAAUUAGCAGCUGCUGUGGAAACAGUGUCUAAAGAUGACAAUAAGGCCGUUACUUACGCGAUGAAAUCACAGUUAGAAGAAAGCGCAAAUGAACCACCAACACCUGCAGGAUUCAUCGCACAAUGUUACCUACUUUAUAAGAGACAAUUACUUUGCCUCAAAAGAGACUACACAUUAUUGGUAGUACGAUUGUUGUGUCACCUGUUAAUUGGAAUAAUCUUCGGCUAUCUGUACAUGGGAAGCGGUUACAGAGCGAACGGUGUCCUUGCUAAUUACGUUUACCUGUAUGGAUCGUUACUACUACUCGUUUACACGGGUAAAAUGGCCGUCACACUUGCCUUUCCACAAGAAAUGCGGAUACUCAGCAGGGAACACUUUAAUCGGUGGUAUGGGCUAGCACCGUACUAUAUCAGUCUACUGCUCGUCGAAAUACCGUUUCAAGCAGCUUGUGCAGCGACCUAUUUAACUGUGAGUUACUGGUUAACAGGGCAACCCAUAGAAACUCCUCGCAUAAUUUCUUUCAUGGUUGUCAGCAUAGCCGCUAGUUUAACAGCUCAAGCAUGGGGCUUUUUUAUUGGCGCGACCACGCCAGUGAAGAUCGCGGUAUUCGCAGGACCCAUAAUUGCAGUGUUAUUUUCCGUAUUCGGGUUCUGUAUUCGAUACAUGGAUACGCCACAGAUGUUCCGAUGGAUGUUUCAUAUAUCAUACUUUCGCGCUAGUUUCCACAGCCUGUUACACACUGUCUACGGUUUCGAUCGGAUGGACUUGAAAUGUGACGACUUCUAUUGUCAUUAUAAGAAACCAACACAAUUCCUUAAAGAAAUGGAGAUAGUCAACAUAAGCGUCGCGAACAAUCUCAUUUUAAUUAUUGGUAUCGGCGUCUUAAUGCAUUUAUUAACUGCCAGUGCUCUCUGGUGCAAGCUUAACAGAAGAUAAGAACUACUUAUUUUCUAUCUUUGAUAUUUCAAUAUCGUUAUCAGCCAAUUAUAUGCGAUCUUCUUUACCAUAGAAGAUAGCGCUGAAAGACUUCCUUCAAGGCCUUGUAGGAACGGAUCGAAAAACGUUGAAUUUUUUGUAUCAAGAACUAUAGAAAUUAUCUAUUAAACGUUUAUGAAGUAAAUUCUUUUGUACUGUACUUAUGAAUUGUACAAAAAUUGUGUUGAUAUCUUAACAUUUGAAAACGUGUAAAAAUUAUGGAUUAGUUGUCGAUGGCAAUGUAUGAACUUAAUCGUACUAUUAGCAAGUAGAGUUUCUGAAUAUAGAUGUAUCGCUACACGUUAUUCAAUAAUUAUCACAUUACUCCGUGAUUGCCGGGAUUAUUACCUUAUUGUACGUCUUUUUUAUCGGAUCUCUUAUAUCAGAGACUUUCGUAGGAAAUGAGUCACGAAAGCUUUAAAAUGUACUGUAGUCUCGAAUACCUUUAAGAGUUACAUAAAUGUAAUGUAGGAUGCACAUAAUAGCUAAGAAAAAAUUCUAUUUUUUUAUCACGUUUUCAUAUAUUACAAUGUUAUUGAUAGUCUAAUGGUAUUGAUAAUUAGAUUGCAGAUUUUUAUGCGUUCAUACAGAACUUAAAAAUGCGAAAUGUAUACACAAUAUACAAAAAUACAUAAAUAUUUAAAAUAUAGUACUCAUCGUAAUAUUCAGUAGAUGAAAUAAAUUAUAUUAGAUUUUAUUUCUUGUAUUCAUAAAAGUAUAAAUUUGCAUAAAAACUCGAGAUCUAUUGAUGAUAGUAUAUUAAAUCAUUCAAUAUACUAUUUAUAUGCUACGAUUAAAAAUAAAAUCGACGGUCUAUGUUAGGUGUAAUUAUUGCACUGUUUACGAUACGAUUAAUUUGAAAAAUUAAUCGAGAAUCAAGCAAGUUAUCAAUUUGAAACAUUGAAAGUGAUAUUGGAACAUUAACAAAAAUUAAGCACUUGGUUAUACUAAAAGUAUAUGACAUUAUAGAAAUUAUAAUAUUAAGAUCAGGGCAUUGUUUAUAUCAUUUUCCAGUCAGUAGGCGAUGGUCUCAAAAAGUUAUCGUGUGCUUAUUUUGCUUAUAGC
Bombus impatiens (common eastern bumble bee) is the source of this 3383-nucleotide messenger RNA. Its product is annotated as ATP-binding cassette sub-family G member 1. The record is from RefSeq and is a predicted model, not a curated record. Gene Ontology annotation, cellular component: plasma membrane. The transcript has 10 exons. NCBI's taxonomy places the organism in Eukaryota, Metazoa, Arthropoda, Insecta, Hymenoptera, Apidae. Bases 381 to 2279 code for a protein of 632 amino acids. Gene Ontology annotation, molecular function: ATP hydrolysis activity; ABC-type transporter activity; ATP binding.